GUAUUUUGAUUGUCAAUGUCAUAAUUUGCGUUGCAUUUGUGGCUUUGGUCGGUAUUUUAUUUUAGUUUUUACUUUGUCUUCUGCUAAUAAUACUUCUAUUUGUUGUACCAAGUAAAUUACCUACUAGAUUGUACUUCUUGUAAAAUUUGCAUGAUAUCAGUAAAGCGCUUUAAAAUUUCAUAACAAGUUUACAAUGGUUGGGAAAAUGAACAAAUUAUUUGUUCAUAAGAGAGGAGGCAGAAUGGAGGAGGUGCAUAUAGAUAAGAUUACAUCAAGGAUCAAAAAACUUUGUUAUGGACUGAAUAUGGAUUUUGUAGACCCGGUUUCAAUAACAUUGAAAGUGAUAAGUGGAAUAUAUUCAGGGGUAACAACAGUGGAGCUUGAUAAUCUGGCUGCAGAAACAGCAGCUACAAUGACUACUGACCACCCUGACUAUGCUAUUUUAGCUGCUAGAUUAGCAAUCUCCAACUUGCAUAAGGAAACUAAAAAACAUUUCUCAGAUGUUAUAACAGAUUUAUACAAUAUUAUCAAUCCCCAUACCAAGAAAACAUCACCAAUGAUUUCUGAAUUUCACUACAAUAUUGUUAUGAAGCAUAAGGAAAGACUGGAUUCUGCUAUUGUGUAUGAUAGAGAUUUCAAAUAUAAUUACUUUGGAUUCAAGACUCUAGAACGAUCAUAUUUGCUGAAAAUCAACAAUAAGGUUGUUGAGAGACCACAGCAUAUGUUAAUGAGAGUAUCUAUUGGAAUACAUGGUGAAGAUAUUGAUGCUGCUAUCGACACAUACAAUUUAUUAUCUGAAAAAUAUUUUACCCACGCAAGUCCAACUCUCUUUGCUGCUGCAACCCCAAGACCUCAAUUGUCUUCCUGUUUUCUUGUUGCAAUGAAAGAUGACAGCAUUGAGGGGAUAUAUGACACUUUAAAGCAAUGUGCAUUGAUUUCAAAGUCAGCUGGUGGUAUUGGUGUUCAUGUGCAUUGCAUUAGAGCAAAAGGGACCUAUAUUGCUGGAACAAAUGGAGUUUCAAAUGGUGUUGUUCCUAUGUUGCGUGUUUACAACAACACUGCCAGAUACGUUGAUCAAGGUGGAAAUAAACGACCAGGAGCCUUUGCUGUCUACUUAGAGCCUUGGCAUGCAGAUAUAUUCGAAUUUUUGGAUUUGAAAAAGAAUCAUGGCAAAGAGGAAGUCAGAGCAAGAGAACUGUUCUAUGCUUUGUGGAUCCCUGAUUUAUUUAUGAAACGCGUUGAGAAAAAUGAAGACUGGAGUCUUAUGUGCCCUCAUGAUUCUCCUGGACUAGCAGACUGUUGGGGUGAGGAAUUUGAGGCACUCUAUGAAAAAUAUGAACAGGAAAAACGUUAUGUCAAGCAAGUUAAAGCUCAAAUACUAUGGAAAGCUAUUAUAGAGGCACAAGUUGAAACUGGCACACCAUAUAUGCUAUAUAAGGAUGCCUGUAAUAGAAAGAGUAAUCAGAAAAAUUUGGGCACAAUUAAGUGCAGCAACUUGUGUACAGAAAUUGUUGAGUACACAUCUGCAGAUGAAACAGCAGUGUGCAAUUUGGCAUCCAUUGCUUUAAAUAUGUUUGUGAAUGAUGAUAAAACAUACAAUUUUAUUAAGCUUAAGGAAGUGACUAAAAUUGUCACUCAGAACCUGAAUAAAAUUAUUGAUGUCAACUUUUAUCCAGUGCCAGAAGCAAAGAAAUCAAAUAUGAGACAUAGACCUAUUGGGAUUGGUGUGCAGGGUUUAGCUGACACAUUUGUAUUGAUGCGCAUUCCUUAUGAAAACGAAAGUGCUAUUAAACUGAAUCAACAAAUAUUUGAAACUAUUUAUUAUGGUGCUUUAGAAGCCAGUUGCGAAUUGGCAGAAAAAUAUGGUGUAUAUGAAACUUAUGAAGGUAGUCCUGUAAGUCAAGGUAUAUUACAGUAUGAGAUGUGGAACAAAACUCCCACAGAUCUUUGGGAUUGGCAAGUACUAAAGGAAAAAAUUGCCAAACAUGGACUGCGCAAUUCACUUCUAAUAGCCCCUAUGCCAACUGCUUCAACUGCUCAAAUACUUGGUAACAAUGAAUCAUUUGAGCCUUUCACAUCUAAUAUUUACCAAAGACGAGUACUGUCUGGAGAAUUUCAAGUGGUAAAUCAUCAUUUGUUGCGGGAUUUAACAGAAGCAGAUUUGUGGGAUGAAGACAUGAAAAACCUCAUUAUUCAUAAUAAUGGAUCUAUACAAAAUAUUGAGGCUAUUCCUAAAGAAAUCAGGGACUUGUAUAAAACUGUCUGGGAGAUUUCAGUCAAAACAACUAUUCAAAUGGCCGCAGAUAGAGGAGCAUUUAUAGAUCAGAGCCAGUCAUUCAAUAUACAUGUGGCUGCCCCUAAUUACGGCAAAUUGACGUCUAUACAUUUUUAUGCAUGGAAAAUGGGUUUGAAGACUGGAAUGUAUUAUUUACGUACUAAACCUGCUGCCAAUGCUAUCCAGUUUACUGUAGAUAAGAGUAAGGUUAGAAAUACCAAUGGGAAAUCUGAAGUGGAUGAUGCCAAUAUGGCUGCAAUAACAUGUUCUUUGCAAAAUAAAGAUGAGUGUAUGAGCUGUGGAUCUUAGAUACGUGCUUUGUUUAUGUAUUUCUUCUUUUUAUCAUUAUCACAAAUUUAUUAAUUUAAGAAUAAUGUUAUUUUUAAGUGUAGUGGAAUGUUUUUAAUGCUUUUCCUUAGAAUAUAAAUGGAUUUUAUAAUCAAGAUGAAAAUACAAUACUGUCUAUUUUAUUUAA
Plodia interpunctella (Indianmeal moth) is the source of this 2750-nucleotide messenger RNA. It is a transcript of the gene RnrL, whose product is annotated as Ribonucleoside diphosphate reductase large subunit. Gene Ontology annotation, biological process: DNA replication; deoxyribonucleotide biosynthetic process. The record is from RefSeq and is a predicted model, not a curated record. Gene Ontology annotation, cellular component: ribonucleoside-diphosphate reductase complex. The transcript is spliced from 5 exons. Bases 194 to 2584 code for a protein of 796 amino acids. Gene Ontology annotation, molecular function: ATP binding; ribonucleoside-diphosphate reductase activity, thioredoxin disulfide as acceptor. NCBI's taxonomy places the organism in Eukaryota, Metazoa, Arthropoda, Insecta, Lepidoptera, Pyralidae.